Penaeus indicus is the source of this 444-nucleotide messenger RNA. RefSeq names its product sodium-dependent serotonin transporter-like. Gene Ontology annotation, biological process: sodium ion transmembrane transport. Lineage: Eukaryota; Metazoa; Arthropoda; Malacostraca; Decapoda; Penaeidae. Gene Ontology annotation, cellular component: plasma membrane. The transcript is spliced from 4 exons. The record is from RefSeq and is a predicted model, not a curated record. The coding region runs from base 106 to 444 and encodes 112 amino acids.
GCAGCGCGAGAGUGCCAGGCGCACCCCUGCGGCGAUAAUCCGUCACGGCAGUUUUCAUCCGCUGGGGUCACGGAGGAGCAUCCUUGCUGGCGCGGCCCUGACAAGAUGCGCGAGAGGAAGGCCAGCGGCGCGACGGAGGCGGCGACGGCGGCCGAGGAGGAGCGCGGGACGUGGGGGAACCAGUGCGAGUUCUUCCUGUCAUGCCUGGGCUACGCCGUCGGCUUCGGCAACGUGUGGAGGUUCCCUUACCUCUGCUACAAGAACGGCGGCGCGGCCUUCCUCAUUCCAUACACAAUCAUGCUGCUGUUCUCUGGCCUCCCGAUCUUCUUCAUGGAGCUCGCCCUCGGGCAGUACGUCAGCCUCGGUCCUGCUCUGCUCUUCCCCAAACUGGCUCCUGUGUUCUCGGAGAAAAAGAAAAAGAAACAUUACGUCUCAAGGCUCUAG